Molecule: messenger RNA, 744 nt
Organism: Symbiodinium sp. CCMP2456
Lineage: Eukaryota; Dinophyceae; Suessiales; Symbiodiniaceae
Source: the annotation of a GenBank genome assembly
AUGGCGAUCGCCCUGGAGAAUGCAGCGAAGGGGUGCAGCAUUCAGACUGAAGAUGAGACGGGCGGGUUCUUGGAUAACAUCGAGUACCGAGGAGGUGGCUACGCCAUCCUGAGGGCUUUGUGGGACGCUCAUGAGAAGGGUCUUGCACUGCUGUCAGCGAACCAGAUUUGUGCGAGGGCAAAGCAGUGGUGCUCCCAUCACAUGGCAAGUGGUCUCUUCGCGGGUUGUCAUCGCGGCCUUGGCUGGGAUGCCCAUGGAUCGUUGUUGAAGCACGGGAUUCUGAAGAAGCAGAAGCUGAAGGCUCGAAAGCAACGCGAUCGUAUUGAUGUCUUCUGCCUGACCUCAGAGGGCAGUGAGUUGGUGGUGAAGUUGAUAGAGAUGUCUGCGGAUGAGGAGGGGCCGGCGACUCAGGCGACUCAGACCCCCAGAAGGAGCCUGGUGCGACAUCAGAGCCAGACGCCCCCAAAGCCGGAGAGACAUCCAGCAAGUGCCGAGGAGCCACCCAUGAAGAAGCCAAAGGUCACAGAGGGAGCUCCAGCUGUUCCGAUGAUUCCCCUCACGACUCUUUGCCGAAGCAUGGCUCGCUGCUUCGCUGCCCUCGGCUCACCGAUCCCCAAAGCGAGGCUCUACAAGUUGGUGGCCAGUGAGCACGACUGCACCGCAGCUGCCUUCAGCAAGCAGCUCUCAAGGCUCGAGGAGUUGAACAAGCUCUUCAUUGCCGAGGAUGAUGUGCACCUGGUGUAG